Molecule: messenger RNA, 690 nt
Organism: Ostertagia ostertagi
Lineage: Eukaryota; Metazoa; Nematoda; Chromadorea; Rhabditida; Trichostrongylidae
Source: the annotation of a GenBank genome assembly
AUGCAUAGGUCUAGCGUGCAAAUCCGGUUGUGUUUGCUAUAUGACUUUAAAGUUGGGUUGAACGCUUCCGAAUCCGUCAAUCGGAUAACCUCUGCUUUCGGAGAAGGGACAUCACCAUUCGGGACGCUCAGCGAUGGAUUCAAGAAGUUUCGAGAAGGCAAUGAGGAACUCGAAGAUAUGGACCGUGGAACAAAGCCGCCUCCGUUCGAAAAAGAGAAAUUGAUUCAACUAGUGAAAGCGAUCCUCAUCAAACAUGUGCUGAUAUGGCAGAGCACUUCGAGUGCAAUGAAUCCACUGUGCGCAAACACCUUCACAACUUGGGCUACUCGAAAACAAAUGGAUUCCUCAUGUGCUCACGCCGGCCAACAAGAUGGCGCGCUUCAACAUCUGUUCAAUUUUGCUUCGACGUCACAUGGAGUGUCUUUUUGGAAACGGAUCAUCACAUGUGAUGAAAAGUGGAUCCUCCACGAUAAUUUUCGCCGAACUUCAUCGUGGACUAAAAAAGUGGCUCCCAAACAGGACCUACACCCCAACAAGACAUUGGUUACUGUUUGGUGGAAUUGUAAAGGAAUCAUCCACGUAGACUAUUUACCACCCCGUCAGUCCAUUGAUGCAGACCGGUACUGUGCCGAACUUGAUGUGGUACAGUCCAAACUGCAAGAAGCCGAGCCAUCAUUGGUCAAUAGAAAA